AUGGGUGAUUCUUCUUUCGUGAUUGAUUUUUUGAUGGGUGGUGUUUCCGCCGCCGUCUCUAAGACUGCCGCUGCUCCAAUUGAAAGAGUUAAGUUAUUAAUCCAAAACCAAGAUGAAAUGAUGAAGCAAGGUCGUUUAUCUAGAAAGUACGAUGGUAUUAUCGAAUGUUUCAAGAGAACCGCUGCUGAAGAAGGUAUGGUCUCUUUCUGGAGAGGUAACACCGCCAAUGUUAUCAGAUACUUCCCAACCCAAGCAUUGAACUUCGCUUUCAAGGAUAAGUUCAAGGCUAUGUUCGGUUUCAAGAAGAACGAAGGUUACUGGAAAUGGUUUGCUGGUAACUUAGCUUCCGGUGGUAUGGCUGGUGCCACUUCUUUGUUAUUUGUCUACUCUUUAGAUUUCGCCAGAACCAGAUUAGCUAACGAUGCUAAGUCCUCUAAGGGUGACGGUCAAAGACAAUUCAACGGUUUAAUCGAUGUUUACAAGAAGACUUUAGCUUCUGAUGGUAUUGCUGGUUUAUACAGAGGUUUCGGUCCAUCCGUUAUCGGUAUUAUUGUCUACAGAGGUUUAUACUUCGGUUUAUACGAUUCCUUGAAGCCAGUUAUCUUAGUCGGUCCAUUAGAAGGUAACUUCUUAGCCUCUUUCUUAUUAGGUUGGGCUGUCACCACCGGUGCCUCUACUGCUUCUUACCCAUUAGAUUCCGUUAGAAGAAGAAUGAUGAUGACCUCUGGUCAAGCCGUUAAGUACGAUGGUGCUUUCGACUGUUUCAAGAAGGUUGUUGCUGCUGAAGGUAUCAAGUCCUUAUUCAAGGGUUGUGGUGCUAACAUCUUAAGAGGUGUCGCCUCCGCCGGUGUUCUUUCCAUGUAUGAUCAAUUCCAAAUGAUCAUGUUCGGUAAGAAAUUUAGUUAA
Debaryomyces hansenii CBS767 is the source of this 906-nucleotide messenger RNA. It is a transcript of the gene PET9, whose product is annotated as ADP/ATP carrier protein. Gene Ontology annotation, biological process: mitochondrial ATP transmembrane transport; mitochondrial ADP transmembrane transport. The transcript has a single exon. Gene Ontology annotation, molecular function: ATP:ADP antiporter activity. The coding region runs from base 1 to 906 and encodes 301 amino acids. Gene Ontology annotation, cellular component: mitochondrial inner membrane. Lineage: Eukaryota; Fungi; Ascomycota; Pichiomycetes; Serinales; Debaryomycetaceae. The record is from RefSeq and is a predicted model, not a curated record.